Chlorella variabilis is the source of this 1747-nucleotide messenger RNA. RefSeq lists its product as hypothetical. Gene Ontology annotation, biological process: carbohydrate metabolic process. Lineage: Eukaryota; Viridiplantae; Chlorophyta; Trebouxiophyceae; Chlorellales; Chlorellaceae. The coding region runs from base 121 to 1458 and encodes 445 amino acids. The transcript has 10 exons. The record is from RefSeq and is a predicted model, not a curated record.
AUCGUGUCGACACCGGCCUUCCGACAGUGUUUGUGAGUCUGAAGACUCCAGCACUCCCACACACAGCAACAGGGCUCCGCAAGCCCAACGGCUCUUGGUAGUUGGACAGCGGGCAGCACCAUGCGGCACGCUGUUCUCGCUGUGCUGCUGGCUUCGGCCUAUCUUGCAGCAGGCCAGGAGGGCCUUGUGCAGACUGACACGUUCAAGUGCGACCCUCUAAAGUGCGAGCCGCCCACGUGCCGCUGCCCCGCCUACACCCCGCCCGGCGACCUGCCCCUGGAGGAGGUGCCCCAGUUCGUGAUGAUCUCCCACGACAACGCCCUGGACAGCCUGCCCUACGAGGCCAUGCAGGGCGUGCUGGGCAAGAAGCAGCAGGCCAACGGCUGCCCCGUGCCCGUCACCUGGUUCGCCAUGUUCUACCACUCCGGGCUGGCACGCGGCGACCAAGUGGCCAUGCAGACCAACCGCUUCAACCCCACCGACCCCUUCACCGCCACCGACCCCGCGCCCAAGUACGACAGCCGCGACCCCAAGACGGGCGAGCCCAGCGCCCUGAGCAAGGAGGGCUACCUGUACGACACCUCCCUGGUGGAGCGCUACUACCCCAACUCCCCCACCUCCCCCUCCGUCUCCCAGGUCCUGUGGCCCUACACCAUGGAUGCGGGCAUCCCGCAGGAGUGCAACUUCCUGGGCGAGGAGGUGGGCAAGUGCGCCCCCGGCGAGAACUACCACGGGCUGUGGGAGGUGCCGCUGUACCAGGCGCAGAUCGGCGGCGAGCUGUAUGGCGUGGGAAACUAUGCCAGCAAGGAGGCGCUGAUGCCGCCCAUCCCCACCGACAUGGAGUCCUUCCUCAAGGACCUGCUGGACGAGCGGCUGGCCAACAGCAAGGCUCCCCUGUCCAUCUCCACCAUCUACGGCUGGCUGGUGGACGAGAGCAAGAACGUGGACCCCACCUGCAACGACGCCGGCUGCGAGCACCCGCCCAACGACAACGCCAAGGCGCUGUCCGCCUUCAUCGACUACGCGCUGAAGAAGCCCGACGUGCGCUUCGUCACCUACUCGGACCUCAUCCGUUGGAUGCAGCACCCCGUGCCCCUGAGCCAGUUUGAUGAGUGGGUGCAGUGCAAGGUGCCCGGCAUCAAGGCGGACCUCACCGCCGUCAACCUGACCGACGCGGAGAAGGCCAACUCCUUCUACAUGCUGGAAAGCGCGGAGCCGGUGGCGGUGGAGGUGCCCGCCCCCGCGCCCGUGCCCGCCCCCGCGCUUGCGGUGGAGGCCCCCGCCCCCGCCGUGGUGGUGGAGACCCCCGCCCCCGUGGUGGCCCCCGUGGUCACCAAGCCCGUGGUGGCGGCGCCUGCCCCCGCCCCAACCACCGCGCCCGGCAACGGCGCCUCUGCCCUGAGCACGGCGGUGGCCGCCGCCGCCGCGAUGCUGGGCGCGCUGCUGCUGGCGCUCUGAGGCGACGGCUGGGCCGACGCCCCGCUCCCAACACCACGCUGACUUUCUAGGCAACACUACUAGGCUACACAGUCUCACUGGACUGACCCUCUCGUACCUCCUCCUCACCCCCAGGCAGGCAGGCCCUGAAGCCGGGCUAGGUGCUAGUGCUGGCCAACCAAAACCCCUUGUAUGCAGUCGCAGUCGGCGAUCUGCUUGCUGUGUAUCUAUUGUAUGUGCCGUUACUUCGCUCUUCUUGCUGCCAGGCACACAGUCUUACCAGCUCUGAUGUAAGACGUAUUUGCUGUCC